Molecule: messenger RNA, 1659 nt
Organism: Lolium perenne
Lineage: Eukaryota; Viridiplantae; Streptophyta; Magnoliopsida; Poales; Poaceae
Product: OVARIAN TUMOR DOMAIN-containing deubiquitinating enzyme 1
Biological process (GO): protein K48-linked deubiquitination
Cellular component (GO): nucleus
Molecular function (GO): ubiquitin binding; cysteine-type deubiquitinase activity
Source: RefSeq, a predicted model, not a curated record
AAGAAAAGACUCCAAGAAAUGGGGUGUAAGCUGACAAGGGCCGGGGAGGGCCCGGGAUGUGACGAGGCCACAGCCGCAGCCGCGGCCGCUGGAUCCUCCAGCGAUUGCGGAGACGCAGCUACACGGCGGUCGGCGUCGGUGACGCCGUCGACUUCGACUCUCCCAACGCCGACGCCUUCGUCGCCUUCGACUCCUCCAGCGCCGACGCCUUCGUCGCCUUCGCCUCCCCCAGCGCCGACGCCUUUGUCGCCGACGGCUUCGUCGCCCUCGCCGUCGACAUCUUCGUCUUCGGCUUCGCCUCCGCAGUCCCCGAGUCUGACGCCUUCGUCGCUAUCAUCUGCUGAUGAGUCCUCAACAUCGACGCCUUCGUCGACAUCAUCUACUGACGAGGAAGACCAAUGGGAAGAGGAGCGAUACCUACAGUCUAUUGAAAUCCCUCACCCUCAGGAAAUCGCAAGGGGAGAGGAGCAAGAAGUUGAUCAAUUAAAAGACUCUUAUGGCUCCACUGAUCUGUUCUCUGAGUCUGAAGAAUUCUGCCACAUCUCUGAGAGUGAUGAUGAUGGGGUUUUCUCCAACAAGUUCAAGUUAGGUGAUAAGGAACCUGUUCUGACUUUGCUGGAGGAAUUUGAGGACGAUACCAUCAUUGGAAAGAUCAUGCUACUGGAUGAGAAGUAUGGUUCCCGCAGACGAAUCGCUAGAGAUGGAAGUUGCUUUUAUAGAUCUUUCAUUUUCAAGUACUUGGAGAAUGUUGUAGAAAUAAAGGACGAAGAUGAACGCAGAACAGAAGCUGCUCGUUUCAGGCGAAGAGUUGAAAACUGCAUGCCAGCUUGUCAUGAUGACCAAUUACUCCAUUCCUUUUCUGGAUAUGAAUCUGUGGUCAAUUUAGUUGAACAGGGCCUUGCUGAAGGAGAGCUAUAUCAGAUGGACAUGAAUGAAGAUGUCACAUCACGCAUUAUACCCCUCCUUAGGGCGCUGACAGAGAUCGAGAUAUGCACAAGGCCAGAAUUCUACCAUGGUUUUCUUAUCCCUGGAGAAACAUAUGCUUCAGUUUUUGAGUUUUGCUUAUGUGAAGUGCGUCAGGGCGAAGCCAACAAUAUGCAGGUCCAUGCGCUUGCACAUGCACUAGGCAUUCCUGUAAUCUUGGAGAAUCUCGAUGUUAACACCCCUGGACAGCUUAAUACUCUUCACAUCGGCCGUCCUGUAGAAUCUGAAGCAGAAGCGCCCUUGGCCCUGACCUUGUUAUAUAGGUCUGGGCACUAUGAUAUCAUUUAUCCAAAGUAGAAUCUGGUCUGUAACACUUGAAAGAGUACGAUGGAAUGAUAUUGCCCUGCAUGGCUACUGAUGGUGGAUGUGGAUAUUUGAUUCUGGCUCUUGACAUGUGUGGUGCUCCUGUGUGAGUUUGUAGACCUACGGCAUAUGUCGUCCUUGAUCUUUCUGCUGUAGAAUACCGAGUUUUCAGCAGACAUACAUUUUGUGUCGUCGGAGCAUUCAUCUCUGUUGUGUCCUAAUGUACUGUGGAGAGUGAGUUUUGAGCCCAGGAUGAUGCACAGACUAAAUGGAUUCUUAAUCUGAAGAGUUUAGAGGUUACGUUGUACAAAAUAUGCAACUCUUUGUAAUUAAAAAAAUGCUACUUUUGUAGCAAUUUAGUCUUUUCCAUUA